AUGGUUUCAGCACCGACCUUCCACCAUCGUGUACGGCGAACCUUCAACUCGGAUCGUCUAUACUCAAUAUCUGAUGACUACCUUCGCAAUGGGGAGCAUGAAGCAACAGCACUGCUUGGCACAACUCCUGUCCCCAGCAGUGGAAUCCAAUUGUUCCUGCUCAGUGUCAGCUAUACCCCAGGAAUGGACAGUCCGUGGCUGGCGGUCAGAUGGCCGGCAGCUCUAUGGCAUCUCAUAAAACUGUCCUUGCUUAUGAGCAAUGGUUAUAUCAACGUGCUGCUCGUUCCCAUGGUCUUUGGCAUCAUAUCCAAGGUUCUCGCGUGGCCACCAGUCGCAGUGCUGGUGCUGAAUGCUCUUGGGAUUAUCCCCCUUCUUGGUCUCCUGACAUUCUUUGCCGAGCAGGUGGGUGACCACUCCG
Molecule: messenger RNA, 418 nt
Organism: Neoarthrinium moseri
Lineage: Eukaryota; Fungi; Ascomycota; Sordariomycetes; Amphisphaeriales; Apiosporaceae
Exons: 3
Source: RefSeq, a predicted model, not a curated record